Molecule: messenger RNA, 861 nt
Organism: Sinocyclocheilus rhinocerous
Lineage: Eukaryota; Metazoa; Chordata; Actinopteri; Cypriniformes; Cyprinidae
Exons: 3
Coding region: 12-746 (244 amino acids)
Source: RefSeq, a predicted model, not a curated record
GAGUGAAGUCAAUGUCAGUGAUAAAGGGAGAACAUGUCACUCUAGACCCUGAUCUUACUCAACUACAGCGAGAUGAAAUGUUGCUGUGGGGGUUUGGAGAUAUAAACGUUCUCCUAGCUAAAAUUGAUUUAGAGACUCAAGAGAUCUCUUUAAAGAAUACUGAUGAGAGAUUCAGAGAUCGACUGCAGGUGGAUCAUCAGACUGGAUCUCUGACCAUCACAAACACCAAAACCACAGACUCUGGACUUUAUAAACUACAGAUCAGAGGCAGUGAGAGCUCACAGCGAUUCAUUCUUACUGUCAACGAUUCAGGUCUGUCUCCACCUGCUGUAGCAGGGAUUGUUGUUGGUGGUGGUGUUGUUGUUCUGCUGGUGGCUGCAGCAGCUGCUGGUGUGAUUUACUAUCGCAAGAUCUCAGAACUACAAAAACAAAGGUCCGUGAUGAUAUCAGUGGAGGAAGGAGAACAUGCUACUCUAAACCAUGCUAAUAAAAUACAGAAAGAUGAUCUGAUCCUGUGGAUGUUUGGUGAUGAAAACAAACUCAUUGCUCAAAUGAUGGGACAGACUAGAGAGAUCACAUAUCCUGAUGCUGGCAAGAGAUUCAUAAACGCACUGCAGCUGGACAAGACUGGAUCUCUGACUAUCAAGAGCAUCACAAAUGAACAAGCUGGAAAUUAUAAACUACAGAUAUGCAACAGCAGAAGAACCAUAGAGAAUCAAUUUUGUGUUGAUGUCCGUGGUGAGUAAUUUAUGUUUUAUAAAUGAACAGAUUUAUAAUAAACUGAAUCUAAUAGUUACAGAGUUAUUGUUAUCUGAGUGUCUAUUUACACUAACUCCGCCCACCAACAUGUGAUUGGGAUAG